UGGAUGUGUUUGUAUUUACAGCUCAAGUCAUACCCUAUUUUGUUAAUAAACAGAGUCCAAACCCGACGGUAGAUAACCGAGGGCUUCGACAUGGCCUUUCAGGGGUCUGAGGGACUGGAUGAGCAGAUCGAGGAGCCCGAAGACACGCUGAGAGUUUCGCCGGCAGAGGAAAUGCCCUUCGAUGGACCUCCGACAUCAGAGGAGCCGGAGCCGCGACUGUUGCCGUGGGACCGCUUCUCCACCUGGCUGCACUGCAUCUGCGUGGUCGGCUUCGAUCUGGAGCUCGGACAAGCCGUUGAGGUGAUUUACCCUCACCAUUCAAAACUGACUGAAAAAGAGAAAACAAGUAUAUGCUACCUGUCAUUCCCUGACUCCAACUCAGGUUGUCUUGGCGACACACAGUUCUGCUUCCGUUUCCGACAGGCAACAGUGAGGAAGUCGUCGCUCGGAUGUUUUCUUGACCACUUUGAACGCGAUGCGCCGGUCUGUCUCAAGAGAGAUCAUGGAUAUUACUACGGCUAUGUAUACUUCAGACAAGUACGGGACAAAUCGCUGAAGAGGGGCUACUUUCAGAAGUCUCUGGUCCUCAUCAGUAAACUUCCAUAUGUGACAUUUUUCCACUCGUUGCUGAAGAUCAUCGCACCAGAAUACUUUGAGAAACAAGAGCCGUGUUUAGAGGCAGCUUGCAAUGACAUUGACCGCUGGCCAACGCCGUGCCCUGGGAAGAUUCUUACACUCCCCAUCAUGGGCGUUGUCAUGAAGCUCCGCAUCCCCACGUGUUAUGACAAGCCUGGAACCUCACAGCUCAUUCAGUCCGCACCGAGUGACAGUCUGGUGUCCAUCGUUCUACCGACGGUUCAUGAAGUUGACCUCUUCAGGUGUUUCUAUCCAGUGUUCUUUCAUAUUCAGAUGUUAUGGGAGCUUGUGUUGCUAGGGGAAGCGUUGGUUGUCAUGGCACCAUCACCAGCAGAAUCUUCUGACACUGUGUUAGCAUUGGUCAGUUGUAUCUCUCCUCUGCGUUUCUGCAGUGACUUCCGGCCGUAUUUCACCAUUCAUGACAGUGAGUUUAAAGAAUACACGACUCGAUCACAAGCACCGCCUUCAGUCAUUUUAGGAGUGACAAACCCGUUUUUCGCAAAAACUCUUCAGCACUGGCCGCACAUUAUCCGAAUAGGAGACAUGAAGCAAACAGGUGAAAUGGCUAAACAGAUGAAGGUGAAAAAACUGAAGAAUCUCAAGACUUUGGAUUCAAAACCUGGUGUGUACAGUGCAUAUAAACCUUUCCUGAACAAAGAUGAGGACAUAAUUAAACAACUGCAGAAGGGAGUUCAGCAGAAGCGUCCCUCUGCAGCCCAAAAUGCAAUUCUGCGGCGAUAUUUCCUGGAGCUAACACAGAGUUUCAUUAUACCGCUGGAGCGUUAUGUGGCAAGUCUAAUGCCGCUACAGAAGAGCAUCUGUCCUUGGAAAAGUCCUCCUCAGCUGCGGCCGUUCAUUCACGAGGAGUUCAUGAAGACUCUAGAGAAAGCCGGACCUCAGCUGACCUCCCGACUCAAAGGAGACUGGAUCGGCCUGUACAGACAGUUCCUGGGGUCUCCAAACUUCGACGGCUGGUUCAGGAACCGCAGGAAGGAGAUGACACAGAAGCUGGAAGCUCUUCAUCUAGAGGCGUUGUGUGAGGAAGAUCUACAGCUGAGGAUCCAGAAGCACACUGAGGUGGAGACUGUUGAUCUGGUGCUCAAACUGAAGGAGAAACUGACACUGGCUGAAAGAGAUCAUCUUCCUGUCAAAACAGGAACUCUGGCCAAACUACAGGCCCAUAUUGAGACGAUAAUCCUGUCGCUACCAGAAGAUCUGCAAGGCAUCUUACACAAACCGCCGAGUCCCUGAUGCUCUCACAACACUGAGACUGAGCAGUCCGAGGCGUAUACAGGGUGAACAGACACAAACGCCCUCCAGAGCCACACACGAGUGACAGACCGCGUCAAGUGCACUUGUUUCUGGAACUCUAUGUGCCCUUGAAUGGACAAUGCUGACAUUGCCAAAAAACAAAACAAAAUGUCAUAACUGACAUGCACACUUUAUGAACAUUUUUGGUGCGUUUAUACUGCAAAUCUCACUGUGUGAGAAUGACAUUCAUAAUGAUUUUAAACAUGAAGAUGCUUAUAAUUAGGGGUGCACCGAUCCGAUACUGAAGCUUUUAGACGGAUCGGGUAUCGGUCCGACGAGCCAGAUUUAAAUCCGAUACUGUGGGUUAGUCAUGCUCCAAAGAUGACAUAAAAGAACCAUAAAAGUAGUUCAUAUGACUUGUAUGUCAUAGGCUAAAUUUUCUUUAUUUACUAUAUAUACGACAUACAGGGUUGGGGAGUAAUGAAAUACAUUUAAAAUACAAAAUAUAAUUAACUGUAUUCCACUACAGUUACAAUUUAAAUAAUUGGUAAUUAGAAUACAGUUACAUUCAAAAAGUAUUUUGAUUACUGAAGAGAUUACUUUGCAUCUUAUUGUAAUUUGUUUCAUUUAAUAUUUAAACAUUUAUACAUAUAAAUGAUGCGAUCCAAAGUGUAUUUGAACAGCAGUGAAACACUUUCUUAUUAUGUGUUACAUUCAUACGAGCAGAAGUUCGUUUGAAGUAAGUUUGGAGCAGAAGAAAUAGAAAUAAACCGUGUGUAAACUGUCAGCUUUACUCUAAGCUAAAAUGCUAUUUCUAGCCAUUUUACAUGCACGUUACCAGACACGAUCAUAUUUAUUAUCAAGAAAAUUCACAUUGGAUCAUAAUUUCUUUUUUCUAGUAAGAUCUUUGAUAUUAGGGCAAAAAUCAUAUUCUUGAUAAUAAUUUGUUUUGUUUUCCUGUAAAAAUAUCUAAAAUCCUUAAAACAAAACUGCAUAAGAUAUUUGGGUUUUUAAGAGAAUGUAUUUUUAACAUGUUUAUUUUGAGUUUUUAUAGUCAAAACAAGUAAAAAAAUCUACCAGUGCUGAAGAAGUAAUCCAAAGUAUUUAGAUUACAUUACUGACCUUGAGGAAUACAUUACAAAUGACAUUUUACAGCAUGUAAUCUGUAGUGGAAUACAUUUCAAAAGUAACCCUCCCAACCAUAGAUGGAUAGAUAUAGAUAUUGAUACAUUUCUUCUAUAUUUUUAUUAUAUAUGUAUAUAAUUAUUAUUAAUUUGUAUUAUUAUAGUUUUUUUUAUGAAAUGUGACCUGGACAUUUUUUUUGUGAGAUUCACCCAGUCAGAUGCAUUGUGAAAAACCAUGAUAAUUGACAUGAGAUUGCAAUAAAAAGUUAUUUAAUUCUAGGAGUUACCCUUUAAACAAACCCCAACACAACUAAACCAUUUGAUGUUGAUCUACUGAAAUUAAGGCAGAAAAAUGAAAUAUACAAUAUUUAACAAUAUUUUCUAAACGGACUAACUAUAAAUGGAAAAACAUCAAUUGCCUUUACCUUUCUUUACUAGCUUUAUUUGGAUUUGUCAAAAGCUUAAAAUGAUAAAGAUGAUUUACUGAAUCACUGGUUAAACAGAAAGGACUGAUCUCGUCAUCCUGAAUAACAUUCAUGUGAUUUCCAAAUGUCCUGCAUUCAGCAGUCUUUCAGUGUCGUUGCAUUGAGGCGUGUGGUCUUCCCUCCACUCAUCACUUCUACACAAACGACCAUAUUUCACACAAUAGAUCAUCACAAAUGCAUGCUCAAUAGAGUUUCACAUUUAAAGAUGGAAAUACAAUCUUUCUGUUGUGUGCACUGAGCUGGAAAGAUAAACUCUGAUGCCACCAAAGACCAUCACGUGUGUACAACGUUUUUUCCAAAGUUUUCCAAUAUUCAUUUGCACAUUUGUUACAUAGAAUAAUGAUUCUGUUACAGCAGAAAUGUUACAGACAGUCUUACAUCAUAUAGUUGAAAUCGAGAUGUUGUUUUCCUUGACAUCAUGGGCUUGUGAUGCUGGUGCAGACCUGUGAUAACUGGCGUGUUUUAUAUUAAAGAACAAACCUAUUUUAACAUGCUUGAAUUUUAAAGAUGUUUAUUCUGAUAUUCAAAUAUGAAAAUAACAACAUGCUUUUCAGACGAUGGCUGUUUGUUAUACUGACAGAGAUUUCUAACACCAGUAUUUUUGAUUCUGGUCAUUUCUAUUGGCUGUUAUUAUACCGGAUGUUUUAUUUCUUGCUGUGGUGAUUUUUUUAGAAUAAUGUAUAUUGGAAAAUAUUUUUUUUCCCCAGUACAGCAAGUAACCAUGUAUACAGAACAUAAACUAUAUUUUUCUAUCAAACCCAUAACCACUAAUGUUUUUAUUCUGCUAUCACAUUAUUUAAAAUAGAUAUUCUUAAGAAGUAUUCUAUUGUUAUGUUAUAUGUGAAGAACAAGUGUGUGUGUGUGUGUGUGUAUAUAUAUAUAUAUAUAUUAUUUUUCUUUUUUUGUAAAUAAAUGUCUUUGUUGGACUUAAAUCAGUUUUAUUUUAUUAACACACUGGCUUUAGUCCCAUCAUCUUUACUGGCAGUUAACAGUAGAGGCACCACAAUGAGAAAUUGUAAAUAAUGUAUCAAAUAAAUUGCAAGAAACUACAAUAAAAUAACAACUUUUUUAAAUUUGACUCAUUUCCAUUCAAACAUGAUCAUUUCCACGAUUCCAUGUUCUAUAUUCUUUUUUUUCCAUUGGCACCUCUUACUGAUUUACCAUGGCAACCGUAUUCUCUGCCAGCAUAUACUGUAUAUUGUCACUACAGUUAUUAUAAGGGCAAUAAAACAGGUACAUCAGCCACAACUAUCAUCAAACAUAAUGAUUCCAUAGUCAUUUAUUUUAGAUUUUACAGUAACUGUUAAAGGUGGUAUUUUGGUAUGGUUACCAAUGAAACUUUCAGUAAGAGACAUAAUCAGAAAGAAUUAUUUUCACAGGUGGGUAAAAAUAUACAAACUUUAUUUUUUAAAUGCCAGUGCAUUUGUUAUGUCUACCUAUAAUGUUAUGU
Messenger RNA from Xyrauchen texanus (razorback sucker), 4946 nucleotides. RefSeq names its product protein DENND6A-like. The transcript has 19 exons. Gene Ontology annotation, cellular component: recycling endosome. NCBI's taxonomy places the organism in Eukaryota, Metazoa, Chordata, Actinopteri, Cypriniformes, Catostomidae. The record is from RefSeq and is a predicted model, not a curated record. Gene Ontology annotation, molecular function: guanyl-nucleotide exchange factor activity. The coding region runs from base 91 to 1887 and encodes 598 amino acids.